This is a messenger RNA of Xiphophorus hellerii (green swordtail), 1938 nucleotides long. RefSeq lists its product as uncharacterized. NCBI's taxonomy places the organism in Eukaryota, Metazoa, Chordata, Actinopteri, Cyprinodontiformes, Poeciliidae. The record is from RefSeq and is a predicted model, not a curated record. The transcript is spliced from 9 exons. The coding region runs from base 1 to 1938 and encodes 645 amino acids.
AUGCUCAGCUACAGCAACGACAGAAGCUACGUCAACUACAGAACCUCCUGUGUCAACCGCAGAUGGAUCAACACAUUUCAUGACGACAAAACCAACAACAUCUGCACCUACCACAGAAGCUACAACAGCUUUGACAACGACAAAACCAACAACAUCUGCACCAACCACAGAAGCUACAACAGCUUCGACAACGACAAAACCAACAACAUCUGCACCAACCACAGAAGCUACAACAGCUUCGACAACGACAAAACCAACAACAUUUGCACCAACCACAGAAAUUACAACAACUUCAACACCAACAACACCACCAACAUCUGGCCCAACUACAGACAGUACACCAGCUUCGUCACCGACAUCUGGACCAACCACAGAUGCUACACCAGAUACAACACAGACAAAACCUCCGACAUCUGCACCAACCACAGACGCUACACCAGAUACAACACAGACAAAAACUCCGACAUCUGCACCAACCACAGACGCUACACCAGAUACAACACAGACAAAAACUCCGACAUCUGGACCAACCACAGACGCUACACCAGAUACAACACAGACAAAAACUCCGACAUCUGCACCAACCACAGACGCUACACCAGAUACAACACAGACAAAACCGACAACAUCUGGACCAACUACAGACAGUACACCAACUUCGUCACUGACAUCUGGACCAACCACAGACGCUACACCAGAUACAACACAGACAAAAACUCCGACAUCUGCACCAACCACAGACGCUACACCAGAUACAACACAGACAAAACCGACAACAUCUGGACCAACUACAGACAGUACACCAACUUCGUCACAGACAUCUGGACCAACCACAGACGCUACACCAGAUACAACACAGACAAAAACUCCGACAUCUGGACCAACCACAGACGCUACACCAGAUACAACACAGACAAAAACUCCGACAUCUGCACCAACCACAGACGCUACACCAGAUACAACACAGACAAAACCGACAACAUCUGGACCAACUACAGACAGUACACCAACUUCGUCACCGACAUCUGGACCAACCACAGAUGCUACACCAGAUACAACACAGACAAAAACUCCGACAUCUGGACCAACUACAGACAGUACACCAACUUCGUCACCGACAUCUGGACCAACCACAGACGCUACACCAGAUACAACACAGACAAAACCGACAACAUCUGGACCAACUACAGACAGUACACCAACUUCGUCACCGACAUCUGGACCAACCACAGAUGCUACACCAGAUACAACACAGACAAAAACUCCGACAUCUGCACCAACCACAGAUGCUACACCAGAUACAACACAGACAAAACCAACAACAUCUGGCCCAACUCCAGACAGUACCCCAACUUCAACAACAACAAAACCUCCAACAAAUACUCCAGCUUCGACAGCUACUCCACAAACAGAAACUCCACCAACAAAGGGUCCAAGUCUUUCACCAAGCACAGAAUCUUUUUCAACGAAUGCUCCCUCCACAGCACCAGAACAAGCAACUACAAAACCUCCAAAUUAAAUAAGAAAGGCACCAAGAGCAAAGAGGAAGACCUUUGGAAAUCCAACCAAAUCCCUUCCUUUGUCAAGCCUCCACCGCCCUACAGCAGCAGCAACGGGUUUUCCAACUGGAACAAAGAGCCAGCAGACAGCCUGGUAAAUUCUGGGUUCCCUCGAAUCCCACGGGCAAAUACCAGCACCAGCUGGGGUAGCAAGACCAACCUGGAGAUGACUCCGACCAACAACCGACAAAACUUGGUUUUUUCAGGGAGAAACUCGCGAUUCAACGACUCCCAAGAUGAUAUGUUUUCAUUCUCCCAGAGUCGACCCAAAAUCAACCCCUAUGAGCGGCUCCAGUCCAGAAGCAGCGCAUACUCUCCGUACCGACAAACAAACCCUUACGCUCAGAUCCGAGGCCAGACAAACCCUUACUUUAAAUAA